Pollicipes pollicipes is the source of this 2441-nucleotide messenger RNA. RefSeq names its product interference hedgehog. Gene Ontology annotation, molecular function: protein binding. The transcript is spliced from 15 exons. Bases 174 to 2441 code for a protein of 755 amino acids. Gene Ontology annotation, biological process: nervous system development; cell-cell adhesion. Lineage: Eukaryota; Metazoa; Arthropoda; Thecostraca; Pollicipedomorpha; Pollicipedidae. The record is from RefSeq and is a predicted model, not a curated record.
GGGUGUUCGCGCUCGCGUGAUCUGUCGGAUCGUCGCAGGCGUGCCCAGCAAGCUUGUGAGUGACCUCUGGCCAGGUGGCCGCGGCCCUGCCGGAGAGACUACGUGCCUGGGACGACGGUGACUGCGCGGAAGGCGAACUGAGGCGAUGGGUGCUGCACGGCAGCGUCUGUGAGAUGUUCCCUCUCCGGCUGCUGGUCGCCCUCGGAUGGAUCUGCCUCAUCGCCGCCCAGCAAGGUCUGGGAAUCUUCUUCGUGAAGGAGCCGCAGUCGGUGGUGGCGCUGCCUGGUGGCGAGGCGGUCCUGACAUGUGCCACCAACCUGGCCGUCGACCACCUCGGAUGGCUGCGCGACUGGCAGCCCCUGGAACCUGGCAGCGACCCGACGAUAGACGUGCGACCGGGCCGGCUGCGGAUCCGGAUCGGACAGGAUCCGGAUCUGUACCGGCGGCAUACCGGAGAGUACAGGUGCAUGGCCUGGAUCGCACCGAUCGGUCUGGCCUCUCUGCCGGCCUCGGUGCAGGUGGCCCACACAGAGCCCUUCGCGCCGCGGCAGAACGCGACGCUGGUGGCGCCGCCCGGCGGCUCCGUCUCGCUGGCGUACACGGCGGUGCUGCUCUCUGGCGGCCGCCUUCUCCUGACCGUCGUCAGCAGCGCGGACGCCGGGCUGUACACCUGCUCGGCGCGUAAUCCUCGAUCCGGACACCAGGUGGCAGCACGGUUUGCCACCCGGCUGGAGGUGCGCCGGCCGGCGGAGAGUCGGCCGCCGCGGCUGACAGUGCGGCCCCGCGUCGAGUACCGCGCCGCAGCCGGGGACACCCUCAGACUGGAGUGCGCGGCGGAGGGCUGGCCGCUGCCCGCCGUGUCCUGGAGGCGGCUGGACGACCGCUGGUCGGACCGCUACGUGCAGCUGGCCGGCCGGCUGGAGAUCUCCCGGCUGCGGGCCGCCGACGAGGGCGACUACGCGUGCGAUGUGACCGGCUCAGAGGGGUCGCUCACCGCCGCCACUGCCGUGCGCGUCACAGAACCGCCAACGGUGGACACCUCGCCCUCGGACCUGACGGUGCCCGAGGGUUCACCGGCGUCUUUGCGCUGCUCGGGCCGCGGCUGGCCGCCGCCGCGGCUCGAGUGGGUGCUGGACGGCCGGCCGCUGGUGGGAGACGGCCGGCCGCGGCUGGACGGCGACCGGCUCCUGUUCGACGCCGUGACUCGGGAGAACGCCGGCCUGUACCAGUGCUUCGGCCGCAGUGAGGCGGGCCAUGCCAAGACCGCCGUGCUUCUUAAGGUGAUCCCGAAGACGACCGUAUCGCUGGACGUGCUGCCGUCCCGGACAGCCAUGCCUACAUCACCGGCGUCCCCAGCGCCCCGUCACACUGGCAGUCACCGGCGCAGUCACGGCGCCAGAAGGGCAGGCGAGGCGCUGAUGGUGCCCCCUGGCGCGCCCCGCGUGUACCCCAUCUCGGAGAGCUCGGUGAUGCUGCAGUGGGACGUGCCGCCCAACGACGGCCUGGCCAUCCUCUUCUUCAAGAUCCAGUACCGGCGCGCGCCGCGGCGUCUGCACGCCUGGCAGACGCUCGACUCGGACGUGCCCGGCACGGCUCGCUCGUUCGAGGUCGGCCAGCUGCAGCUCGGCGCCAAGUACAAAUUCCGCGUGCUAGCUGUUUACGAAAAUAAAGACAACAAACACGGACCAAACUCACGAAAAGUCAAGAUUAUCCGCAUGAGUAAGAAGUCAAAGCCUCCAGGAGCACCCAUCAUCACCAUGCAUAGCUCAGAGGGUCCCAAUGGCAUCCGGUGUUCGUGGAUGUACUACAACUUGCAGGCAUCACCGAUAGAGGGCUACUUCAUCUACUACCGUGACACCACAACGGCAGGAGACUACUCCAAGGUCACAGUGCUGGGCGAGACGACCAAGACGCACACGCUGACGUCGCUGCUGCCGGCCACGUCCUACGACAUCAAGGUGCAGGCGUUCAACCUGGCGGGCGGCGUGUCCGAGUUCUCGCCGAUCGUCACCGAGCGCACGGGAGCUGCCCAGGGCGCGGCGAAGACGGGCUCGUCCGUGGAGGCGCGGCGCCCUCUGGUGCCGGUCGUCACGAGCCGAGGGGUGGACCGCUCCCGGGCCCGACUGUACGCCAUCGUGGGCAGUGUGCUGGGCGGCCUGCUGCUGCUGGCGCUCACAGCUGGCCUCGUCUGCCACUGCCGCUCGCGGACGGCGGACAAACAAGAGGUAGCACAGGAAUAUGGCGACAGCGCUCUUCAGGGCGGCGUUCACCAACCGCUGGCGCCACCGCGGCCCUGGCCACCCGACCCCGACCUGGCCGAGUCAGACGGGGGUCUGCAGACGGCACCUCCACCGGGCCGCAGUUCUCGACAGGUGAGUCCCCGCCUCUCACCAGGUGAGCUAUCCCUCACCCGCUGCCUGUCCUCCAAGAUCGGCCGGUAA